GCAUUGACGGGGAAGGGGGCGCCACCAAAUUGCACGACCUCACCAUGGACAUGUUCCAAAUCUCUGCGCGGCUUUGGCUCUCAGAGAGCGAGGCCCAGUGUCCAGCAGAAGAAGCUGAGGAAAACAACGCUGCAAUCUUACAACGUGCUGCUGCCACCAUUGACCAUCGUCUCGCAAAGGAGGCGGCGCGAACAUCCAGAUCCAAGCUGGAACAGCAAACGCACGAGCAAGCCCCCGGCGGCAUGAUCCCAAUGGCGCCGGCCGUACAAGAAAGACUGCCUCUUUCGGCCGCGCGCCUCCGACAAUGGCUUGGAAGUGAGCACGUGAGCAAGGGCACGAACUCCCAACAGCAUCGCUUCCUGACAUUAGUGGUUGAGAGGAUUCUUGUUGAGUGCGCCUUGGUCGACCCAGGGGAAACGACACUGCAAUCGGCAGAGCCGCUGGUUUAUCUCUUACACGGGCCGCCUGGAACUGGAAAAUCGUUUGUCUUAUCAUAUUUACACGAGUUAUUCAAGUUGGUGGGAUAUCAACAAGGCAUUGAAUAUGAAGUGGUCGCCUUCCAAGCUGUCAACGCCGCUGAUUUACGUGGCAAAACCAUUCACCACGCCUUCGGAUUUAGCAUUGGCGUAGCAGAGGCGGACUAA
This is a messenger RNA of Durusdinium trenchii, 644 nucleotides long. The record is from the annotation of a GenBank genome assembly. NCBI's taxonomy places the organism in Eukaryota, Dinophyceae, Suessiales, Symbiodiniaceae.